UUGCAUUGUGACUUUGCCUGCCUGAUGUUCAAGCACCUGGUGCACAAGCCAUCGGAGCAGAGAGUGAAGGAGAUUGUCAUCAAUGCCGUCAGGAUCGAGCAGGAGUUCCUCACGGAGGCCUUGCCAGUGAAGCUCAUCGGGAUGAAUUGCAGUUUGAUGAAACAGUACAUCGAGUUUGUGGCUGACAGGCUCAUGCUGGAAUUAGGCUUCAGCAAGGUUUUCCGAGUGGAAAAUCCAUUUGACUUCAUGGAGAAUAUUUCUCUGGAAGGGAAGACAAACUUCUUUGAGAAGAGAGUGGGCGAGUAUCAGAGGAUGGGAGUUAUGUCCAGCCCCACAGAGAAUUCUUUUACUUUGGAUGCUGACUUCUAAAUGAACUGGAAAAGUGUUCUUAUUUUGCUGAUUUUUUUCCACUCUUUCCCAUUUAAAAAAAGAAUCAGCUAAUCAACUAGCUACACCCUGUAUUGGGUGUUCAUUAAUGGCCCGGGCAAGACUGUAGCUACCUCAGAUCAGUCCUGUUCAUUGAUGAUCCCAGUGGUGUGUUACCCAGGAAAGGACUUCUGAGCCCAGCCAGCACCUGGGUUCUUUGGAAGAUCAAGAGCACGUCCUGCUUUGCAAGCAAUGCCAUAGCACUACAACUGGGGACCCACCGGCUGAUGGCAGGACCCGGGCAGUUAAGGGUGUCAGCCUCACUGCUUCCAAGCAGGCUAAAGUUCCCUAGCGGUAAAUGAAACCAGCACUUUACCUGCAAAUCACAAGUGCCCCAUCAAAGGGAAAGGCUGACAUAAUUGGUUUCCACAUCAAAUGCAGAAUGUUGUUCCCUAUUCCUGUGAAUGGGAGCUAAGGUGACCAGCAAGGUAGCAG
Octodon degus (degu) is the source of this 861-nucleotide messenger RNA. RefSeq names its product ribonucleoside-diphosphate reductase subunit M2. Gene Ontology annotation, cellular component: cytosol. The annotation marks the transcript as partial. Gene Ontology annotation, molecular function: ribonucleoside-diphosphate reductase activity, thioredoxin disulfide as acceptor. Lineage: Eukaryota; Metazoa; Chordata; Mammalia; Rodentia; Octodontidae. Gene Ontology annotation, biological process: deoxyribonucleotide biosynthetic process. The record is from RefSeq and is a predicted model, not a curated record. The transcript is spliced from 3 exons.